AUGGCAGCCUUUAACUGCUCUUUUGAUGUAAUGGCUGAAAAAGGCGGAUGGCUUUGUCCUCUGGGGGAAAAGUGUGUCAAUCUGACCUCUGAUGCAAACGGCAGCCAUAUUGAACUGGAUGAUGCCUGUCUGUCGGAUGAAAGCUACCUAGAGAAGUAUUUAGGGCCUCGUCGAUCAUCUGUAUUCCUCCCUGUCUGCCUCACGUACCUGUUCAUUUUCCUGGUAGGUGUCAUGGGGAAUGUGCUGACAUGCACUGUCAUCGCACGCAACAAAGUCAUGUGGACGCCAACAAAUUACUACCUGUUCAGCCUGGCAGUGUCCGACCUGCUGGUGCUGCUGCUUGGUAUGCCAUUAGAACUGUAUGAGCUGUGGCAGAACUACCCCUCCCUCCUGGGGAAGGGUGGCUGCUACUUUAAAACGUUCCUAUUUGAGACUGUUUGCCUGGCAUCUAUCCUGAACGUAACAGCGCUGAGCGUAGAGCGUUACAUCGCUGUGGUGCACCCACUACGGGCAAAAUAUGUGGUGACACGCACCCAUGCAAAGAGGGUCAUCCUUACGGUUUGGGGAGUGUCUGUGUUGUGUGCUUUACCAAACACAAGUCUACAUGGGAUCGACAUCCUUCAUACUCAAUUCACCGGUCCUGCUGGGAACAUAACAAGAGAGUUCCCCGACUCAGCAAUGUGUACUCUAGUGAAACCGCCCUGGAUGUACAACCUGACCAUCCAGGUGACCACCUUCCUAUUUUUCUUCCUGCCCAUGCUCACUAUCAGCGCUCUCUACACACUCAUUGGGCUGCAGCUUAAGCGGGAGAAGAUGUGUCACACACUGGAGGCAAAGACAGGCUUUGGACAGGACAGCUUCUGUAACAUCCGGACACAGCAGCAGAAGGCCCGUCGCCGGCAGGUCACUAAAAUGUUGUUUGUUUUAGUGGUGGUUUUCGGGAUCUGCUGGGCCCCGUUUCACACUGACCGUCUCAUGUGGAGUUUCAUCAAUAACUGGACUGACUACCACCUGCACAUCUUUCAGUACGUACACAUCAUCUCCGGAGUGUUUUUCUACCUCAGUUCGGCCGUCAACCCUAUCCUGUACAACCUCAUGUCCACACGUUUUAGAGAAAUGUUCAAAGAGGUCAUGUGUCAUCGGCCCCACGACAUAAUUCCCAGAAAACACUCACUCAGUGUCACCCGUAUGACGCUCCGCAGCACCUUGAGUGAUGCUCCGCUGAGCUGUGGAGCUGCUGUCGUUGAAGCCGAGGCAGAAGAUGGAGAAGUGAGGAUAAAAGGUGAAACUUCUUUUUCGUGUUAA
Molecule: messenger RNA, 1305 nt
Organism: Gymnodraco acuticeps
Lineage: Eukaryota; Metazoa; Chordata; Actinopteri; Perciformes; Bathydraconidae
Gene: nmur1a
Product: neuromedin U receptor 1a
Exons: 2
Coding region: 1-1305 (434 amino acids)
Biological process (GO): G protein-coupled receptor signaling pathway
Cellular component (GO): plasma membrane
Molecular function (GO): neuromedin U receptor activity
Source: RefSeq, a predicted model, not a curated record